AUGAGCCCUCGCAAGAAUUCGAAGAAGGUUGAAGAGCAACACCCUCCAGCACCAUUCGCGGAGGACGAUACCGCUUCCCAAGGUGACGACGAGUUUGAAGGCCUCAGUCAAGAGUUCAUUGACCAGUGUCUGGCGGCCUACCACGCGCUGGAUAAUCUGAAUCUUAACGACGACGAAAAUGAGAAUGGAAACGAUGACUCUUCUGAAGACUCACAGUCCAUCCCAGACGGAUACGAGCAAGAACGGCGCGGCGAGAUUGAAUUCCUGCGUUCGAACGGUAACGAGCUUCCAUCGCAUUUCCGGGUAAACUACCGUACUGUUAACCACCCUCAAAGUCCACCAGCUCCGCUUCAGCACAACGCGGUUCCUGUAGCUCCACCUCCAACUUUCAACUUUCGAGAGGCUGCAAACCCCGCUCCUAUGCCUUUUGCAAAUGUGCCGCAAGCUCUCCCUGUAUGGCACUUUGAUAGGGGGAUUCAAGCAGCGCUCCGACGAUAUCGUCGCAAGCAUCGUCCGCUUGACGGCUUCCCCGAAGAACGCCACCUAAGGGCCUCGGCACCAGGAAGAUACAGUCGUGGUGUUGAAGGCAUGCCCCGCGACUUGUUUCCUCAUCGGUCUGUGCCGAUCAUGCGUCGUCCCAACGGAAGACAGAACGAACGAAUGCCGUUUGCACCGCCACGCCCAUUGGAUAGGGACAUGGCUCCUCCCAUGGAACGCGACCUCCUGUUUGAAAUGUGGGCCGAUGCCUUUGUUGAGAGUAGAAGGAUGGAGCAGGAUAUGGCAGCAUUCAGGGAAAGACUCCAGCGACUGUACAAGUUCUGUUACAGGUCUUAG
Messenger RNA from Alternaria conjuncta, 834 nucleotides. RefSeq lists its product as uncharacterized. Bases 1 to 834 code for a protein of 277 amino acids. The transcript has a single exon. The record is from RefSeq and is a predicted model, not a curated record. Lineage: Eukaryota; Fungi; Ascomycota; Dothideomycetes; Pleosporales; Pleosporaceae.